AUGGUAGUAAGACAUGUGGCAGAAGUUGAUGUUGGAGUUGAUGGGAUUUUUCUUUGUGGCAUAAAUAUCAAAGCUAGAUAUUUGGGUAUAGAUAAGGUGACAUGGCAUUUUGCUUUGCUUCGUCAAAUGAAUGGUUUACCAAGUACAAUUACUGGCCUGGUGCAAUACUUCAGAAGGUUGAUAAUAUGGGUUACAGGUAAAACUGCUACAGAACAAAACCAAAAUAUCAUCACACGAGAGCCAAGUGCAUCCAGCGAAAUCCCAUGA
Messenger RNA from Sphenostylis stenocarpa, 267 nucleotides. The record is from the annotation of a GenBank genome assembly. NCBI's taxonomy places the organism in Eukaryota, Viridiplantae, Streptophyta, Magnoliopsida, Fabales, Fabaceae.